CUAUGUACAACUAAAUGUGGGAGGAGGGAGUUAAAGCCCAUUUGAGAACAGCUGAGUAGAAGCCAAAGGAGACGGAAGGGGGAGCAAACUGGGUGCUGCCUGCUAUAUAGGACAUCCCUGGGGGAAGUGCCAAGCAAGGACCUUAAAUGCAUGGAACAUUGGAAGUACAACCUCCAGUAAAUUGCAUCAGAUCCUGCAUGUGGGAGGAUUCCUGAGCAGGUAUGGGCUGAAAAGAAUGGGCAAGGCUAUCAGAAAGGAAAACUGCAUCAGUUUCCACAUAAUUGUGACGGACGCAUUCUGUAGCUUUAGGUUCUUCAUACUCUGGUCAGCAGAAGUUGACCCAGGAUGCCUCUCAAUGAUGAACAGAACAGUGACGGUGAUUCUUCAAGGUUCUCUGAAAGCGCAGCUUCUUCCAGUGACUCUGAAUAUUCAAGACAAAGUUUUACCAGUGACUCUUCGAGCAAAUCCAACUCCCCAGCUUCAACAAGCCCUCCCAAAGUGGUAACAUUUGACGAAAUGAUGGCUGCGGCAAGAAACUUGUCAGACCUGAGUCUGGUUCAUGAAAUUGCCGUAAAUGAGAAUUUCCACUUGCAACGCAUGGAGCACCCGCAGAAUUGUUUGCCCGGAAGAGUGAGACAAGUUGUACACAAAGCAUUCUGGGAUCAUUUGGAGAAAGAUCUGAAUGAAGAUCCUCCUGAAUAUGAGCAUGCUAUCAAGCUGUUUGAAGAAAUUAAAGAGAUUCUUCUUUCGUUUCUGAACCCUGGUGCAAACAGGAUGCGAAGCCAAAUCUGUGAGGUCCUCGACGCAGACCUCAUAAGGCAGCAGGCCCAGCACGACGCGGUUGACAUCCAGGGCCUUGCAAACUAUGUCAUUAGCACAAUGGGGAAACUUUGUGCUCCAGUAAGAGACAAUGAUGUCAACCAGUUAAAAGCCACUGGGAAUAUUGUAGACUUGCUAAGGCAAAUAUUUCAUGUUCUGGAUCUCAUGAAGAUGGAUAUGAUUAAUUUUACUAUUCAGAGUCUUAGACCUCAUCUUCAGCGCAACUUGGUGGAUUAUGAACGAACAAAGUUCCAGGAAAUACUUGAAGAAACACCAGGUGCCCUGAACAUAACAACAGAAUGGAUAAGGGAAUCUAUACAGGAUGAACUAUCUUCUGUUUCCUGUGAAGCAUCUUCAUCCUCUGGUGUUGAUGGUGCCUCAAAACCAAAUCUGAGCCCUACUCUGGUGCUAACCAACAGCUACUUGAAAUUAUUGCAGUGGGAUUACCAGAAAAAAACAAUUCCUGAGACACUGGUGACAGAUGAAGGUCGCCUUCGUGAGCUGUCAGAUAAACUGAAUCAGUUGAAGGUUAUAGCUUGUAUUUCUCUCAUGACAAGCAACAUGGUUGGUGCAGCUAUUGAAGGAAUUCCAGAUUUUGGCGACAAACAAAAGAGGAUUUCGUUUGUGCUGCUUGACGGAAUGAAUAAGAAGACCUUUGAUUUGAAAGAAGCUCUUGCUGCCAUAGGUCUUCAGACAUGUAGUGAAAUAAACCAGUCACUAACUGAGAGGGGCUUCCCACCCCUAAAUAAAGAAGUUCACUCAAAUUUAGUGGGUCAGAUCUGCAACAUCACAGAGGAAGAUAAUCCAAUCAGCUCCUUAAUCGAUAAACGAAUUCAACUGUACAUGAGAAGCUUGCUUGCUUCUCCAUGCCUUCAGAAGUCGAUGCCCACAAUCCCAGGAGGCCUUGCUGUGAUUCAAACGGAGAUGGAGAUCAUUGGAUCUCAGUUUGCCAACAUUGUCAACCUUAAUAAACAGGUGUAUGGACCAUUCUAUGCAAAUAUAUUUCGAAAACUGCUUUUUAAUGAAGCAGUAACGAGCACAGCAGAUACUGACCCUUCUACUAAUUGAAAUAUGUAAAUUUUCACUCCCCCCUCACAGUAUUUAUAUAGCGGUGAUUUAUUCUUCUGAAUAUGGAUAGCUUCAAGUGAUGAUUGGCAAUGAGAGAGAAAUGUAUGUGUUUAAUGAAAACAGAUCCUAGCAAUUGCAUUCAAAUAUAGGUGGCUGUAUGUCUCAGAUUCCUGGGAAGCUGUCAAAUUAAACAUACAUGUGUGUAUGAAUUGUAACGUUUAUUGCUAUUGUCUACUGUAAAUGGUUUCUCCAAAGCAAGAAUCGAAUGUGCUUCCUCCAGUAUCUUUGGUGCAAUGAAAGAGAAAGUUGUAGCUCAGAUUUAAUCUGAAUUUAAAUAUUAAUUUUGAUGGCAUACUAUCAAAAUACGAGUGGCCAGUUUGGGGAAAGACCUCUAGCAACUAGAGGAAAAAAUAAUCUAAUUGAUUAUAUUGAUCUUAUAGUAGGUAAGGUCACAGGACCAGGGGUUCCCCCAUGCCCCUCAAAACACUCCUUUUUGCAUACCAAGAUGCCACUGUUGGCAGAUAUUCUGCAUCACUUGUUUGGAGGUAUUUUGUAGGGAUAUUAAUAUAACUUAAUCAUAAAGCGAUUCAUGUUUGCUAUUUUUGGCUAGGUGUGACUAGUGAAUUGUUCUACAUACUAGCGUAUAUACAUGAUGAUGGUUCAAUAGUCAAUUGUAAGACCCUUCUUUAAUUCCCCCCUCCCCCAAAAAAACCACUAUUAACUGUGGCCAAUGAUGGCAUCUUUCCUGACUUUAGCCACCGUUAACAAUAAUAAGGAUUUUCAUCUAGCCCAAGUUAUGACGGAAACUCUAAUUAGCACUAACCAUGAUUAAGACUGAUCCCAAUAUAAUUAUUAAUUAGAAAGGAUGGGGGAAACCUGCUGCUAAUCCCUUAAGCAGGUUAGAGAUCAGAAGCAUUAUAUCUCCGCUGGUACUGUAUUCUGGAAGACUAGUUAGUCUUCAUGUACUCCCUAUGUAACAUUUUUUUCCUCCUUGUGGUUAUAUACCUUUUGGACGAGUAAUUUGGCUGUGCAGGUAGACUCUUUGGAUAGACCUGAUACUUCUGUUCUGUCCAGUAGGUCUUUUGAGACUCAGUCAUAGUAAUAUUGAUGGACAGAGCCUUACAAUCGGAAAUAAUGGUCCUAAAAUCUAGGUAUUGUUAACGGAGUACCUAAUGUUUCUUGUUAUUUUUAUCAUUUUGGUCAGUAAUCAGUUUUAUGGGAAGGCUACUUUGAGGAAGCAGGGAAUGGUAUGGGUGCAGGCCUAGACCUACCCUGAAGUGGUUUGCCAACAAGUCCUGUCUCCACUACCUUAUUGCUGUGUCGUUAUUUUACUUCACUUCUGGAUUGGCAACUGGAGUGGGGAGGAGAUGGGACCCCAUAAGAGUGUUUGACCUAGGCUCUGCUUUGUCAAUUGAUCCCCAUUGUUGCCCAAUCCUACAGUCUUUAUAGUGGCCAAAUCCCAAACUAUUUAGUGGUAAAGAACCUGUUGACCUGGAUAAGCAUCUGGAAGUAUAUGAAAUGUACAAUUGUUACAAAGUUGGUAGAAACAUUUUUGAUGGAGAAGAUUACUUGACAAACUGAGAUAUUUAAAGAAACUAUUUUUGCAUAUGUCAAAUUAUUGAAUAUAGGGGGCUGCAGUACAUUGGGUGUAAAAAACUCCAAUUUAUACCAGAAUGAAUCAUAACUUGAGAAGUUACUUCUGGGAAGUAUUGGCUCAUUGUGAGUCUACUCGCAAAUACUAAACUUCUAACGUGUCCAAUUUCUGUGGAUGUGUGCCUCUAAAGGCUCCCAGUUAAUAUUUCAUAUUCUUACAAUGUAUUUUUGCUAAGAAUUAAUCUUUGCACAUUUUGGAAUAAUGUGCAGCCUACUUGCUAUACUGUGCUGUUGGCACAUCUAUGACAAAGUAAAAGAACCUCAACAUUAAGAACACUGUGGUUUUAUAGGCAACUCUGCCUUUUUCAUGUAACUGAAGUAUAGAUGUCCUUUUGAAAGAAAAUAACUUCUUUAACAAGUACUUGAUUAUCUCAUACUGAGGCUGGUUUCUUGGGGGUGGGGUGGAGGCAGAAUUACUUUUUGUGAAUCUUGAUUAUCUUGUGGAGUUGCAAAAAGAGCAAAAUUUUCUGACUGCUGUAUAUUCAAUUGUCAGUUUAACAAAUGACAUUCGGGCAAUCACCAUCCAUAAUUGUUCAAACAACUGUGUCAACGUGCAGAACUAUUUUAAAUAUGUUUGUAGAAGAAAAGCGUUGUCCAAAUAAUAUUCCUGUACAUUUGUGGGUAGUGGGAAGUAACUUUGUGCAGUACGCAUUCUCCUUGACCUGCGCAUGCAGAGUAAUUAGGAAUCGUGAAUAACCACAUACACACACAAAAAGCAGGAUUCCUAAUCAUAGAGAGAGGUCUCUAUACAUGUGUGCUUGUACAUGUGAAGAACUUUUGCACACUUGGGGAUCUCCUGGUCUUGGUUAGAAGUGGAAUCUGUCAUAAUCCUGUUCUCCACACACCCCAUCCAGCUCACCUGUGCUCAUCCUCCCAGAAUAUAUGAAAAGGGCUAAAGCAUCCCUUGUCCCAUUCUUGCCUUGCUCCAAGAUGCUUUGUCUAAUUUUGGACUUAGAAAUGACUGUUGUCUUAUAAAUACUUGCAAGAAAGUUCAUUUUUGUUUUGCGUUCUCUGUAGAGCAAAGCUCAGUUUGAAAAACUCUGACUUGUGAGAACUAUUGUAAUACAACAAGUGUGCUAAUGAAAUUACGUACAGAAUCAAAAGAUUUCUGGUACAUAAGUUAUUUGAAGUAAAAAGCAAAUAUGUCAAAAAAGCAAAGGAACUCUAUUUUGGACCUUAAUAUGGCUGUUUAUGUUUUAAACAUUUACAAGAGAUUUUUUGUAGUGUAUGUAAUAUAUUUCUGUCUUAAUCACUGCAUAUAUGAAACAGAAACCAUGGCAGCAAGUAGAAGCAGCCCUCUCUACACAGUUCAAUCCCAUCUGGGAAGCUAUAACAUCUGUAAAAAUAAUUGCACAAUGAUUAAGAGAAAGCAAGCUUUGUUUGGUGAUUUUUAUUAGUAACUUGCAAAGGGCAUUUUAUAUAGCAUGGCAUGUCCAUUCAGCAAUCUUUACCUGUCUUGUAGUGUUUGCAGCCUUCCGGAUGCCCAAAUUAAGUACUCAUCCCUCUUAUACAUUAUUCGUUGAAAUUGUCCAAACAAGUUUACCAUCUAUUUUUUGUCAUUUGGAUAACUUUGACAAUAUUGUAUGUAGCACCUUUGUUGGUGGCUUUUGAGUUAGUGUUUGGUAUAUUAAUAAAGGCUGUUUUAUGAUAAAA
Molecule: messenger RNA, 5193 nt
Organism: Sphaerodactylus townsendi
Lineage: Eukaryota; Metazoa; Chordata; Lepidosauria; Squamata; Sphaerodactylidae
Gene: TCP11L2
Product: t-complex 11 like 2
Exons: 12
Coding region: 346-1887 (513 amino acids)
Biological process (GO): signal transduction
Source: RefSeq, a predicted model, not a curated record